This is a messenger RNA of Chanos chanos (milkfish), 1575 nucleotides long. Its product is annotated as neuropilin and tolloid-like protein 1. Lineage: Eukaryota; Metazoa; Chordata; Actinopteri; Gonorynchiformes; Chanidae. The record is from RefSeq and is a predicted model, not a curated record. Gene Ontology annotation, cellular component: postsynaptic density. The transcript has 9 exons. Gene Ontology annotation, biological process: positive regulation of excitatory postsynaptic potential. Bases 1 to 1575 code for a protein of 524 amino acids. Gene Ontology annotation, molecular function: ionotropic glutamate receptor binding.
AUGGUCCGAUGUAUUGGAAUAUUUUUCGUUGUUGUGAGUGCUGUCAAACUGGCGUCUGCUGGAGCACCAACAGAGCCACCCAAGAAGUCUAUAGUAAAUAAUAACUCAGGGGUUACCCCAUCGGGUCAGUGCGGUGCCUGGGUGAAGGAACCUGAUGGUGGAUUUUUCACGUCUCCCAACUAUCCUGAGAAGUAUCCUGCAGAGAGAGAGUGCAUCUAUAUAAUUGAAGCUGCACCGAGACAGUGCAUAGACCUAUUCUUUGAUGAGAAGUAUUCCAUAGAGCCGUCAUGGGAGUGCAAGUUUGAUCACAUUGAAGUUCGGGAUGGCCCAUUUAGUUUUUCACCAAUCAUUGGUCGGUACUGCGGGCAAGAGAACCCAGCGUACGUCCGUUCCAGCGGUCGGUAUCUCUGGAUAAAAUUUGUGGCUGACAGCGAACUGGAGGCAAUUGGGUUUUCUGCAAGAUACAAUUUCACUCAAGAUCCUUACUUUAAAGAUGGUGGUGUUCCACCCCCUUUACCCUUUUGCGAGUUUGAAAUGGGAGGACCUGAGGGCAUUGUGGAGUCUAUCAUGGUGUCCAAAGAGAACAAAGCUUUGCAGACUGAGGCUGUGGACUGCAGGUGGUUUAUACGUGCCCCUCCUGGGUCAAAGAUCUACUUACGUUUCUUGGAAUACGAGAUGCAGAACUCGAACGAAUGCAAGCGGAACUUUGUGGCGGUGUACGACGGUAGCAGUUCAGUGGAGCACCUGAAAAAUAAGUUCUGCAGCACCGUGGCCAAUGACGUCAUGCUGGCCACCUCCGUCGGUGUCGUCCGCAUGUGGGCCGACGAGGGAAGCCGCAGGAGCAAAUUUCGCAUCCUCUUCACCACCUUCCAAGAGCCUCCAUGUGAGGGAGACACUUUCUUUUGCCACAGCAACAUGUGUAUAAAUCACACACUUGUGUGCAAUGGGAUCCAGAACUGUGUCUAUCCCUGGGAUGAGAAUGGUUGCAAAGAGAAAAGAAAACCUACCAUCUUGGAAAGUCUGGACAACACUAACGUGACAAUAAUUGGAGUGACCUGCGGGGUAGUUCUCAUCCUGCUCAUCGUGUCCGUCAUAAUUCAGAUUAAACAGCCACGCAAGAAGUACAUCAUUCGGAGGGGUGACUUUGACCCUACCCUGUUACACGAGGCUCUCGAGCCCCCGCACUACGAGCUGUGCACCUUGAGGCGGGCGGUCUCGGCAGAGGCCUGUGACAUGCAGGAUGACUUCCACAAGCUGCGACGCUCCUCCUCCAAGUGCAUCCACGGGCACCACUGCGGAUCGCAGGUGUCAAGCACUCGAGGGAGUCGCAGCGACUUGAGUUUGCGGGACGCCGCGGCGAUUCUCUCCGAAAUGCAGUCCGCGCCCCAGACCCCCGUCUCUCACCACACCACACCCAUUGGCCGCAGGAACAUCCUGGUGAUGAAACACAGCUACUCGCAGGAUGCCGCCGAGGAGUGCGACAUGGACGAUGAUUUAGACGACGAUCCCGUCAUGAAUCACGGACGAGUCCGAAUGGAGAGGACAGUGCACCGGUCAGUGUCCAAUGACUUUUGA